GCCGCCGCCACCGCCCUCCGUGCGUCCUAGCGCCUCUGCUCCCAGGAGCCGGGCUCCGAGUUCCAGCUCGCCGGGUAGAGCCGCAGCCAGCCAGUAUGUCGGGGGUCAAGAAGCAGAAGACGAGCCAGCAGAAAUCCACCAAUGUCAUCUAUCAGGCCCACCAUGUAAGCAGGAACAAGAGAGGGCAGGUGGUUGGAACAAGGGGCGGGUUCCGAGGAUGUACCGUGUGGCUGACAGGUCUCUCCGGUGCUGGAAAAACAACCAUAAGUUUUGCCCUGGAAGAGUACCUUGUCUCCCACGCCAUCCCAUGUUACUCCCUCGAUGGGGACAACAUCCGUCAUGGCCUCAACAAGAACCUUGGAUUCUCUCCCGGAGACAGAGAAGAAAAUAUCCGGCGGAUUGCCGAGGUGGCCAAGCUGUUUGCUGAUGCUGGUCUGGUCUGCAUUACCAGCUUCAUUUCUCCUUUCACAAAGGAUCGUGAGAAUGCCCGCAAAAUCCAUGAAUCAGCGGGACUGCCGUUCUUUGAAGUAUUUGUGGAUGCGCCUCUGAAUAUUUGUGAGAGCAGAGAUGUAAAAGGCCUCUACAAACGGGCCCGAGCCGGGGAGAUCAAAGGGUUUACGGGUAUUGAUUCUGAUUAUGAGAAACCUGAAACUCCUGAGCUUGUGCUUAAAACCAACUUGUCCUCAGUGGGUGACUGUGUCCAGCAGGUAGUGGAACUUCUGCAAGAGCAGAACAUUGUACCCCAUACUGUAAUCAAAGGCAUCCAUGAGCUCUUUGUGCCGGAAAACAAGCUCGGCCAGGUGCAAGCUGAGGCUGAAGCUCUCCCUUCGUUAUCAAUUACCAAGCUGGAUCUUCAGUGGGUCCAAGUUUUGAGUGAAGGCUGGGCCACUCCCCUCAGAGGUUUUAUGCGGGAGAAGGAGUACUUGCAGGCUUUGCACUUUGGCACUCUGCUAGAUGAUGGUGUGAUCAACAUGAGCAUUCCCAUCGUACUGCCUGUCUCUGAGGAUGAUAAGACACGGCUGGCAGGGUGCAGCGAGUUUGCCCUGACAUACAGUGGACGGAGGGUGGCUAUCUUACAAGACCCUGAAUUCUACGAAAAUAGAAAAGAGGAGUAUUGUUCCCGUGUGUGGGGGACAACGUGUGCAAAACACCCCCAUAUCAAAAUGGUGAUGGAAGGUGGGGAUUGGCUGGUUGGUGGAGACCUUCAGGUGCUGGAGAGAAUAAGGUGGAAUGAUGGGUUGGACCAAUACCGCCUGACACCUCUGGAGCUCAAACAAAAAUGUACAGAAAUGAAUGCUGAUGCAGUAUUUGCGUUCCAGUUGCGCAAUCCUGUCCACAAUGGCCAUGCUCUAUUGAUGCAGGACACCCGCCGCCGGCUCCUGGAGAGGGGCUACAAGCACCCGGUCCUCCUGCUCCACCCUCUGGGUGGCUGGACCAAGGAUGACGACGUGCCCUUGGACUGGAGGAUGAAGCAGCACGCAGCUGUGCUCGAGGAAGGGGUUCUGGAUCCCAAGUCAACCAUCAUUGCCAUCUUCCCAUCUCCCAUGUUAUAUGCUGGCCCCACAGAGGUCCAGUGGCACUGCAGGUCCCGGAUGAUUGCAGGGGCCAAUUUCUACAUUGUGGGCCGGGACCCUGCAGGAAUGCCCCACCCUGACACCAAGAAAGACCUGUAUGAACCCACUCAUGGGGGCAAGGUCUUGAGCAUGGCCCCUGGCCUCACCUCUGUGGAAAUCAUUCCAUUUCGAGUGGCUGCCUACAACAAAGCGAAAAAAAGCAUGGACUUCUAUGAUCCAGCAAGGCACAACGAGUUUGACUUCAUCUCAGGAACUCGUAUGCGGAAGCUGGCCCGGGAAGGAGAAAAUCCCCCAGACGGCUUCAUGGCCCCCAAAGCAUGGAAGGUCCUGACAGAUUAUUACAGGUCCCUGGAUAAGGACAACUGAAUGCCCUUCGGCUCCAGAGUUUCUUUCUGAAGUGCUCUUUGAUUCCUUUUUCUAUUUUUGUGAUUAGAUGCUUUGUAUCCAAUUGCUACUCAAUGACUGAUUU
Molecule: messenger RNA, 2043 nt
Organism: Diceros bicornis minor
Lineage: Eukaryota; Metazoa; Chordata; Mammalia; Perissodactyla; Rhinocerotidae
Gene: PAPSS2
Product: 3'-phosphoadenosine 5'-phosphosulfate synthase 2
Exons: 12
Coding region: 96-1940 (614 amino acids)
Biological process (GO): 3'-phosphoadenosine 5'-phosphosulfate biosynthetic process; sulfate assimilation
Molecular function (GO): adenylylsulfate kinase activity; ATP binding; sulfate adenylyltransferase (ATP) activity
Source: RefSeq, a predicted model, not a curated record